GGCCUGGCCGCGCCGGGGUGCGGGUGGGGCAUGUGCGCCCCGCCAGGGAUGCGAUCCCAAAAGCCUGGAGCCGAGCCCCCAUAUCUUUGGUCCGGGUGUGUCAAGAGCAGGUGGGAGCGUGAGAGAAAGGCUAUCAGCCCCCUCAGGUCAGGAUCACUGCUGAGAAAAAUGACAGCUGGCUCUGUCUCAGUUCCUCAGAUCAUCCCACUUCGAAUCCCACCUCCAGGGAAAGCUCAGCGGGAAAUAGACACAAAUACUCUCAUAGAAAUAAAAUCAGAUACACCUGGGGCCUCUAUUUAUUACACUUUGGAUGGAAGUAAACCAGAACUCAUUAGGAAACCUGGCUAUGGGGCGUGUAACGCUUUGGAGUAUAAGGGUCCUAUCAUAUUACCAGUGGGGAAAAUAAUGGUCAAGGCCCUGGCAGUUACAAAGGACUACAGGGAGAGUUCAAUUGUGACAAAGGUGUUUGUGGUAGAGUACCAGCAACCAAACAUUCUCUUCCCUGUUGAAGAUGAUGAUAAGAAUUUCCUAAAAGAUAUGGCCACACAGAAUAAGGAAGGCGGAACGUUUACUACAAAACCUAAGAGGAAUAGACUGAAUGUGGAAAUCAAGCAUGCCUGGGAUAAAAUGCCCCAAGACCUUCAAGACAGAAAGCCUUCUCACAGGUCCCCUCAAGGACCUCAGCUCCUUUCCAGUCCUUUGAGAGCCACAGAGUACAGAGAGGAAUCCACCUCAGCACAACCAAUGGAGUCAUUGCAGUUUGCAAGUUCCUCUCCAGUGACUAGCCAGAAAAGCUUACCAAGCACAGAAGCGUCAGGGAUCCAGAGCAAAACAGAUUUCCUUAAAUGUUCACAUUGUUUGGCCCCUCGCCUCUCUGAGCCCUUUGCUCACUUCUGCCAGAAAUGUGGAUCUCCUAUCCCCCCUGUGCCAAUCCAGCGUUUCCCAUUCCCCGAAGGAACACAGAUGGCACCCUGCCUCGAAUGCAGAUAUCUUGUACCAAUGAAUACACCCACUUGCAUUAUCUGUGAGUCACCAAUAGCUCCACAGCUGCAGCCCCAAAACAACACUUGCAUAAAGGGAAAAGUAAUUUGUCAGGUGUGUGGCACAGGAAAUCCUCUUCAUCAUAAACACUGUGCAACAUGUGAGAGCAAACUGCCUGAAGUACAGAUGCCCAUGUUUGGAGGAGACUCCUGCCCACAUCUCCAGGGCCGGGAAAGGAAGAUGGCUCAGUGCUCAAAAUGCAAUGGCAUGAACCAGAGUGAUGCCCGCUUCUGUGCCUGGUGUGGGGCCAAGCCUGGACCUCCUCCAUCCUACUUUACUUGUUCCAAGUGUGGUACCAGCAACCAGCCCUAUGCUCGCUUCUGUGUGUCCUGUGGUGUCUACAUAGAGCCCGCAUCCAGACAGACCUCUCUUGGCAGUCCCAUGGAUCCUGGGGACUCACUGGGAUCCUCUCAGGCAAAACAAUUACAGGCUGAAGUUGCCUGGCAAACUUGUCCUGUUUUCUUGCCCAAAUCAAGGGCAGAACUAACAGAAAGAGAAGAUAAAGGAACCCAAACCAUUGGACUUUUUUACCCAUCCAGCAAACUGUUGGAAAAGAAGGAGCUUGAGCUGAUUUCACAAAAAGAAAAAGUGGAAAAGAUGAGUGAUCGUAAACCUCUCCUGACAGCCAUUAGUCCUGGAAAAGGUUACUGGAGAAAACAGCUGGAUCAUGUUUGUGCUCAUGUUAGAAGCUAUGCCCAGAACAAUGUUGAAUUCAGAACACUGAUUGGAGAACCUCAAAUGGGAAAGAUUAAUUAUGUCACCAUCUCUGAAGAUGACUGUGAAGUCACUAUUACAUUGAAUUUUGCUGCUAUUAACAAGGUUAUUCAUCCUAACAGAGCAGUGAAGUUCAGCAAUGAUUACCUGAGUGCUGAAACAGAAGUCACAGAUGGACAGGAUGGCAGUCAGACUAAUUUUGGCAAAGAUGAUCAUAAUCUUUUCUAUUCAAGAGGCAAAAUAAAGAGAACCAAGUCAAGAACACUCAUGGGACAGGAAUAUAAGCUCUCUGGAGCUGACCCCAAUUCUCUGAGUGAGGAGGAGCGCCCUGCCCUCACAGUUGCUGUCCUGAACAAGCACACAGGAGCCAUCUCCCCUCUCGUGCAGAAAGGGGCAGACACUGACCAGCAGUCAGGGACGUAGUAAGUGCAUUGCUCAUUCCUUCUGUGCAGGCACAACAACACAGCUCUCCACAAGGCAGCUCUGCUGGGACUGGAGGGAGAGGAGUGCAUCUGAGCCCUGUUAUGGUAGGUGCUGUGGCUGGGCCUCCAGCUCAGCUGCAGGCUCCCCCCCAGCCUGCCAGCACAGACCUGCUUGGCACCACUGGAGGGUCAGAGCCUGCCCCGUGUUCCAGCAGGAAGGAGCAUCCAGAAAUUCCAAAGUUACUCUAUAUCAACAUUCACCUACAAGCCACUUCAUCACUAAGUGCAGUCACUUACAAUGAAUUAAGCAGUUUAAACCAAUGUGUCCUGUAUUUACAGCUGCAACGCCAGCAUGCAAAAGAAAAAUGCAGUAGGGCACUCAGCACUGGAUUUGGCUGUUGCAGCUGGAGAUAAUAAGGUUAUUUCACUGUUCCAAGUAAGUCUGGAUAGAGAACAUUGAAUAAACGAGAUGAGACAUGGGAACAUUGUUCUCAUCAGUGUGUUAUUACAACAGACUUUUUCUCCAAAUAAAGCUGAAGGUUCUUUGUCUUUGGGAGUACCUGAUCACACAUGUCCAGUUCUGUCUGCAGAAUCCACAACCCUGUGUGAUCAGCUUGGGCCCUAUAACAGUCAGAUAUUUUCUCCAGGAUUGCCCCAUUCCUUUCCAGCAGUUCAGAGCACAAUUCCUCUCUGACAGCACAAUAUUCUACAAAUUUUCUUUUUCUUUCCCAACAAAGGGACAUACCAAACCUUCCCAGGCACAAAUAAAUUUCAAUGUCUCUGAAAUUUCUAUGCCCGAUGAACACUGCUUACUAGAGUUUGACACUUGAGCAACAGUACUGCAAGCUGUAACCGAUGACCUUAUUUUCCUUUUUGAUGUUAAAACUGCACUCAGCACAGCCCAUUGCAGUAAAGGUCAGAUUCUCGUCCUCCAGAAAAUCGAGUAAAACUAUUUUGUUGUUGUGCCUUCAACUUUUAUUUAUAAAUGCAUCAACACAAGGCAGCAGCCAACUACAGACAUUUACAAGAAUACCAGGCACACUAAGGUGUGGUAUAACUCAAGGUUAUUGGCCACAAUCCUAAAUCCCUGAAAUAUUUUUAAAACUCCUUCCCCUUUCUAUGUCCCAAAGUAUCUAAAAGCACCAGUACAAAAAUGGAAAUGCAUGUCAACUCCUAUCAGAAAUACAAGUUUUAGCAUCAGAGCUAAACCUAUCUCUAUCUCUAUGAGACAGCAAUAUCUCUAAACAGCUGUAUUACAAAGGAAAAAAAAAGUAAGAAGAAAAAAGGUAAA
Molecule: messenger RNA, 3468 nt
Organism: Prinia subflava (tawny-flanked prinia)
Lineage: Eukaryota; Metazoa; Chordata; Aves; Passeriformes; Cisticolidae
Gene: DZANK1
Product: double zinc ribbon and ankyrin repeat domains 1
Exons: 19
Coding region: 31-2178 (715 amino acids)
Biological process (GO): eye photoreceptor cell development
Source: RefSeq, a predicted model, not a curated record